AUGGCAGUGUACGAAGCCCUCGCCCCAGAAUGGUGGGACGAGAGGGAUUGGGUCUUCACCGACGGGUCAGAUGACGAUGCCUCCCUGACCGACGGGAAGGACAACCUCCAGUUCCUUGUGGAUGGGGGCUCUUCUGAUUAUGCCAUCUCUGCAGUGCUCAAGGAUUUGAAUGAUAACUUUGCUAUCAAAUAUUUGGGUGACCUUCAUUAUUUUCUUGGUCUUGAAGUGAAGAAGAUACCUAAUGGCUUGGUUCUCACCCAAGAAAAAUUUGCUCAUGAUCUUCUGGCUAAGGCUCAUAUGCUUGAGUGCAAGGCUGCACCUACACCACUAUCCUCUUCUGAGUCUCUAUCCCUCUAUGAUGGUACUCCUCUUGGCCCUGAUGAUAAUACACGGUACAGAAGUAUGGUUGGUGCUCUUCAGUAUCUUACACUCACUCGUCCAGACCUGUCAUUUUCUGUUAAUAAGAUGCUGAUUGGGUUGGAUGUCUUGAGGACAGGCGUUCCACAGGUGGUUUUGCCAUCUUUGUUCGUCCCAGUCUUGUCUCCUGGUGUGCCAGAAAACAGGCUAUUGUGUCUCGCUCCAGUACUGAAGCUGAAUACAAAGCUCUUGCCAAUGCCACUGCCACUGCUGAAUUAA
Molecule: messenger RNA, 636 nt
Organism: Lolium perenne
Lineage: Eukaryota; Viridiplantae; Streptophyta; Magnoliopsida; Poales; Poaceae
Source: RefSeq, a predicted model, not a curated record